Messenger RNA from Mustela erminea (ermine), 712 nucleotides. It is a transcript of the gene MGST3, whose product is annotated as microsomal glutathione S-transferase 3. Gene Ontology annotation, molecular function: glutathione transferase activity; glutathione peroxidase activity. Gene Ontology annotation, cellular component: nuclear envelope; endoplasmic reticulum; membrane. The transcript is spliced from 6 exons. The record is from RefSeq and is a predicted model, not a curated record. NCBI's taxonomy places the organism in Eukaryota, Metazoa, Chordata, Mammalia, Carnivora, Mustelidae. Bases 135 to 593 code for a protein of 152 amino acids.
UCGCGCUGCCUCGGGCGGGGGCGGGGCCUCAUCCGGGCCCCGCCCCGCCCCGCCGGUGGCCAAGGGCGCGGCACCCUCACUUCACUGCAGAGCUGUGGUCUGCACCAGCCGAGCGGAGGUGAUCCAGAGCCAGCAUGGCUGUCCUCUCUAAGGAAUAUGGUUUUGUGGUUCUCACCGGUGCCGCCAGCUUCAUAAUGGUAGCUCAUCUAGCCAUCAACGUUUCCAAGGCCCGAAAGAAGUACAAAGUGGAGUAUCCCACCAUGUACAGCACGGACCCUGAGAAUGGGCACCUUUUCAACUGCAUUCAGCGCGCCCACCAGAACACGCUGGAAGUGUAUCCUCCCUUCUUAUUUUUCCUAGCUGUUGGAGGUGUUUACCACCCGCGUGUAGCUUCUGGCCUGGGCUUGGCCUGGAUUGUUGGACGAGUUCUUUAUGCUUAUGGUUAUUACACAGGAGAGCCCAGCAAGCGGAGUCGCGGGGUCGUGGGCUCCAUAGCCCUCAUUGGCCUCAUGGGCACAACCGUGUGCUCUGCCUUCCAGCACCUCGGUUGGGUUAAGACCGGCUUGGGCGGUGGGUCCAAAUGCUGCCAUUGAAGAACUACAGGGUCUUCAAAAACUCAUUCGUUUUGAGUGACUUAACUUUUAUUGUCAGUGACUUUUUUUUUUUUUCUAAGUAUAAUAAAAACUUACCUGGCCUUAGCCUCAUACCUAAA